AUGGCAAAGUAUACGAGGAUCACAAAGAAUUUGGAAGGCAUCAUCGGAGCAAAAGCGAGCGGUUCCGCAGAAGAGGAAAAUCUCAUAGUUCCAAUAAUUGCAAAGAAUGAUGUUGGCGAUAUUGUGAAAGCGGCCACGGAUGAGUCCAAUGUGAACAGUAUUCUGGUAUUAGACCAUGGGCUUUAUGUCUUCGGUGAAAAAUGGCAACAGGCGAAAGCAAUAUGCGAAACUUUGGAACUCCUCUUUGAACUGGAACUGACGAAAGAACCAGAAGCAAAACCAGAGCCAUCGUAUGGAUUACUACAUGGAAAGUGA
Messenger RNA from Sitodiplosis mosellana (orange wheat blossom midge), 315 nucleotides. RefSeq names its product methylthioribulose-1-phosphate dehydratase-like. The record is from RefSeq and is a predicted model, not a curated record. The coding region runs from base 1 to 315 and encodes 104 amino acids. The transcript is spliced from 2 exons. NCBI's taxonomy places the organism in Eukaryota, Metazoa, Arthropoda, Insecta, Diptera, Cecidomyiidae.